This is a messenger RNA of Cornus florida, 1113 nucleotides long. RefSeq lists its product as uncharacterized. The record is from RefSeq and is a predicted model, not a curated record. NCBI's taxonomy places the organism in Eukaryota, Viridiplantae, Streptophyta, Magnoliopsida, Cornales, Cornaceae. The transcript is spliced from 2 exons. Bases 1 to 1113 code for a protein of 370 amino acids.
AUGGUGGACUUUGUAGUGGUGGACUGCCUAUCAUCAGACAAUAUUAUCCUAGGAAGGACAACAUUGAAUGCCAUGAAAGCAAUCACUUCUACUUACCAUCUCCUGAUGCGUUUCCCAACUGAGUAUGGUUUUUCAGAGGUGAAUGAAGUUAGAGUGACAAGUCCUCCAACAAAAUUACCACGAGUUGAAGAGCCAGUCAUAACCUUUUCUGAAGAAGAUGACAAGGGAAUUCACCAGCCCCAUGAUGACCCUCUGGUAGUUUCCAUGGUCAUCGUUAAUUUCACUGUUCGAAGAAUACUGAUAGACAAUGGUAGCUCGGCUGACAUACUAUUUAUUGGGGUGUACGACAAAUUAAAAAUCGGUCGAGAGAAUCUCCGACCCAUGAAGUCACCACUGGUGGGAUUUUCAGGCGAUAAAGUAUAUCCACUGGGGGCAGUUACCCUUCCAGUCACUGCAGGAGCCAAUCCAAAGCAGGUCACUGUAAUGGUGGACUUUUUAGUGGUGGACUGCCCAUCAUCAUACAAUAUUAUCCUGGGAAGGACAACAUUUAAUGCCAUGAAAGCAAUCACUUCCACUUACCAUCUCCUGAUGCGUUUCCCAACUGAGUAUGAAGAGGUCAUCCUUGGUGAUGGUGAGCCAGAGAAGAAAGUGAGUAUAGAGUCUUUACUCCCCCCGGGUAUCAAAGAUGAACUUACUCAAUUCCUCAGGAAGAAUCGAGACGUAUUUGCAUGGGUGUAUGAAGAUAUGCCGGGUAUAGACCCCACUAACAUGGAGCACUGCCUAAAUGUAAAUCCUAACUUCAAACCUGUCAGACAAAAGAGGAGGACUUUCAUACCAGAAAGGAAUCAGGCUAUAUCAGAAGAGGUGGAAAAGCUCUUAAAAGCUGACUUUAUUCAAGAGGUGUACUAUCCCGACUGGCUGGCAAAUGUGGUCCUAGUGAAGAAGGCAAAUGGAAAGUGGAGGCUAUGUAUGGAUUUCACCGACCUUAACAAAGCUUACCCGAAGGAUAGCUUUCCUCUCCCAAGAAUCGAUAUGCUCGUUGAGGGAAUGGCUGGAUACGAACUACUAAGUUUCAUGGAUGCAUAUUCUGGAUACAACCAGAUAUCUAUGUAA